CUGUGCCUGACAUUGGUCGAGCGAAAUAGAAAAUAGAUGAACGUGUUUCUUGUUUUUGUUUAUCAUGUAUAUCAUUUUAUAUUACAGUAAUUUCAUGUGAUUCUUCCCACUAAUCAAAUUUUGAACUUGCAGUUUUUUAGGGAGACGUAAAAUAUUUUUAUCGAAAAUUUCAGUAUAACUACAACAUGCCGGCAGUAAACAAACCUCAAACUUCCUUGGCACUUAUUCCUGAACCAGAAGUAGUUGCCAGUCAGUCUGAAGGAAAUAUGGGACAACCUCGUCAACCUUCUAGUCUUCAGGGACUACUGAGGUUUGCCAUGGAGGCCACUAAAACAGAAGAUGCCCCACAUGAUUCCGUAUUUCAGCCUUUAGACGAGGAGAGGAAGAGAUUUUUGGAAAAUGCACUGAAAUCAAUGACCAUAGAUGUAGUGGAAGUUUUACAAAAACAAAUUCAAACCCUCCGAAAAAUAGAAAAUUUAAAACCUGGAGACGACACUACCGAAUUCGUAGAAGCUAUAGAUACCAUUUUGGAAUAUGUCGAUAAUAUUGACAUAGCUAAUGAUUUCCACAAAAUAGGAGGCUUCACAAUACUUUACCCUUGUCUUAAAUGUUCAAAUGCCAAAGUAAGAGCAGGAGGUUGUGAAUUAUUGGCUGUUCUAUGCCAGAAUAAUACUUAUUGUCAGAAAAUUGUACUAGAUAAUGAAUUUAUUCCAAUGCUCUUGAGUUUGAUAGAAAAAGAUGAAGAUACCAUAGUUGCUGUCAAAGCCAUAUAUGCAUUGGGUGGUAUUGUCAGAGAGAACUCGGAGGGGUUGAACCAAUUACUCCAUUAUAACGGCCUAUCAUUUCUGUUGAACACUCUCAAAAGGAACAAUGAGAAGUUCACAAUAAAAGCCACUUUCUUAUUAUCUUCCUUAUGUAGAUCAUCACCAGAAAUAAAAGAUCAUUUGAUCAAUCUAGGUUUUGUAUCUACUCUCAUUUCUCUUAUUUCAAUGGAAAGGCUGACAAGUCAUGAGCAUGUUUUGUCACUACUGGUGUGUUUGGUUGAAAACAAUGUUAAGGCUAUAUCAGAAUGCAAAAAUCCAAGUUUGAAACUGAAAGAAGUUCUACAAAGAUAUCUGGCGAGUAUUAGGAGUAAAGAGGAAUGUCAGGAAGAAGAAGAGUAUUGCAAAAGGCUUCUCCACAUCUUGAACUCUGAAUGUUGAUUUAUCAUGGAUAUGUAAUAAUUUCAAGGAAUUUUUAUUCUUUCAACUGAUUUUUUGUUACCCUUCAUUUCAUGAAUUCUAUGCAAUAAAUUUGUUCAAAAGUUUA
Messenger RNA from Leptinotarsa decemlineata (Colorado potato beetle), 1308 nucleotides. RefSeq names its product hsp70-binding protein 1. Gene Ontology annotation, cellular component: endoplasmic reticulum. The record is from RefSeq and is a predicted model, not a curated record. Gene Ontology annotation, molecular function: adenyl-nucleotide exchange factor activity. Lineage: Eukaryota; Metazoa; Arthropoda; Insecta; Coleoptera; Chrysomelidae.